This is a messenger RNA of Baudoinia panamericana UAMH 10762, 1533 nucleotides long. RefSeq lists its product as uncharacterized. Gene Ontology annotation, molecular function: antiporter activity; xenobiotic transmembrane transporter activity. NCBI's taxonomy places the organism in Eukaryota, Fungi, Ascomycota, Dothideomycetes, Mycosphaerellales, Teratosphaeriaceae. Gene Ontology annotation, cellular component: membrane. Gene Ontology annotation, biological process: xenobiotic detoxification by transmembrane export across the plasma membrane. Bases 1 to 1533 code for a protein of 510 amino acids. The record is from RefSeq and is a predicted model, not a curated record. The transcript has a single exon.
AUGAAGCGCGAUGCCGGUCAAGGCGACCCGAAGACAGAUGCCUUGGAUGGACAUCCAAACGAGCGCUCUCACCUUCUUCCCAAACCCGGCGACGCUGAUGACGCCGGCGAAGGCGAGACCUACGAGCUUGAGCCAGAAAGCCAGUCGCGGACGCAACGCAUUGCCACGGAGUUCUGGAUACUGUUAAAGGGCUCAAUACCAGUGAUUCUGGCCUACACCUUACAAAAUUCGCUACAGACCAUUUCGGUUCUGAUCGUUGGACGACUGAGUCCCGAAGCGCUAUCUGUUGCUGCCUUCUCAUAUAUGUUCGCUAUGGCGAGCGCCUGGCUGAUCGGCAUGGGUGGCACGACGGCCAUCGAUACUCUUGCGAGUGCAUCGUUUACUGGCUCGAAGAACAAGCAUGAUCUAGGCAUCAUUCUUCAGCGAGCCUUCUUCGUUCUAGGUAUCUUCUAUAUUCCAGUGGCUAUUUUGUGGAUUUUCUCGGAGCCGGUUUUCAAGGCCCUGAAACAGGAAGACUACAUUGCGCGAGACUCAUCCAAAUUCUUGAGCGUGCUGAUUCCAGGUGGACUCGGAUAUGUUUACUUCGAAUGUAUGAAGAAGUACCUGCAGGCACAGGGCAUCAUGCGACCCGGUACCUACGUGUUGCUUAUCACUUCUCCGGUUAAUGCGGGCUUGAACUUCCUCUUCAUCUACACCUUCAAGAUCGGCUUACUUGGAGCCCCCAUUGCGACUGGAAUAUCUUACUGGCUGUCAUUCUUGCUGCUCGUCGCUUACUCUCGCUUCGUUGCUGGAUGGGAAUGCUGGGGUGGCUUUGAUCGAAAGUGCUUCCAUAAUCUGGGCACGUUUGCACGCAUUGCUGCGCUCGGAGUUGUGCAUGUUGGAACGGAAUGGUGGGCUUUCGAGAUCGUCGCGAUUGUGGCCGGCCAACUCGGGACGAUACCGCUCGCCGCUCAAUCCGUGAUCAUGACUGCAGAUCAAGUCAUGAAUACAAUACCCUUCGGCGUAGGAGUUGCCACUUCUGCCAGAGUUGGAAAUCUACUCGGAGCUCGUGAUGCUGUCGGAGCUGCACGAGCGGCAAACACUGCCGCUUGGCUCUCCAUGCUCCUCGGAGGUGUGGUUCUUGCAAUCUUGCUCGGCACCAAGGACAGCUUCGCCUACCUCUUCAACGACGACCUACAGGUGGUUCGCCUGACCGCAGAGGUGCUACCAUAUGUCGCCUUGUUCCAGAUCGCGGACGGUCUGAACGGUUCCUGCGGCGGCGCGCUUCGCGGUAUGGGACGCCAGCACGUUGGAGCCGCAGUCAACAUUGUCAGCUACUAUUGCGGAGCUUUGCCUCUUGGGAUCUAUCUCGCCUUCCAUGGUUGGGGGCUGGCUGGGCUUUGGGUGGGACAAUGUAUUGCGUUGUACCUGGUGGGUGCGGCCGAGUGGGUGAUUGUAGCGUUCAGUAACUGGGACAAGGAGGUAAGCAACGUCUUCAAGCGCAUGGAUCCUGCCGAGCGGGCGGAGCACGGCAUCGAGGACGGUGGUUCGUAG